AUGAGUGAUGUGGAAACGCGGGGUUUUUGGUAUUUCAACUUUCCAGAAACAUCGCCGCCUGUGAGAGUGUACAACGUUCCUUUGGGAACAUCGCUUAUUCUGAGUUCGGACAAUGAUCCUUUACAAAUCUCACAAUCGCCGUCUGAGAAUUCGGACAACGAUGCUAUGCAAACCUUGCAAUUGCCGUCUGAAAAUUCGAACAAUAAUGUGCAAACCUUGCAAUCGCCGCCUGUGAGAGUGUACAAUAUUCCGUUAGAAUCAUCGCCGACUCUGAGUUCGGACAACGAUCUUUUACAAAUCUUGCAAUCACCGCCUGGAAGUUCGGACGAUGAUACAUCAUCAGGUGUUUCCAGUAACCAACAACUACGAAAAAUGGAUAUCGAGGAGUGCGAUAAUUUUGCUCCAACUCCUGCAAUCAAGUACUAUUCACUGGAGGGGAUUCGACUCAAAUCGUUUGCAUUAUGGCCGAUGCUUCUAAAAGAGCUAAUCGACCCAAUGGUCUUGUGUGGAUUCUUUUAUACUGGAACCGGAGACAGAGUCCAAUGUUUUUUCUGUGGAAUAGCAGUAGAUCGAUGGGUGGCCGAUGACGAUAUAUGGGGAGAGCAUUUGAAGUAUAGUCCGCAAUGUUUAUAUGCCCAGUCAACACAGAAAAAAUUCAUCAUAGCGGAACCGGACAAGUUGCCGUCGUCGAACACAUUCGAUGUGGUGGAAAAUAAACUGCACGAAUGUCCAAUAUGUUCAGCCCUAACGGACACCAUGUAUGCUUUCAUUCCAUGUGGCCAUGUUGUCUGUUUAAUUUGUGAAAGUAAAAGUAAGGAUUGUUUUACAUGCCGUCACCGAAAGACGACGGCCAUGCGAAUUUAUCUGUAG
This is a messenger RNA of Ceutorhynchus assimilis (cabbage seed weevil), 870 nucleotides long. The record is from the annotation of a GenBank genome assembly. Lineage: Eukaryota; Metazoa; Arthropoda; Insecta; Coleoptera; Curculionidae.